Messenger RNA from Sphaeroforma arctica JP610, 1454 nucleotides. RefSeq lists its product as hypothetical. Gene Ontology annotation, cellular component: cytoplasm. Gene Ontology annotation, molecular function: protein serine/threonine kinase activity. The record is from RefSeq and is a predicted model, not a curated record. The transcript is spliced from 5 exons. Lineage: Eukaryota; Ichthyosporea; Ichthyophonida. Bases 53 to 502 code for a protein of 149 amino acids. Gene Ontology annotation, biological process: signal transduction.
CGCUGUUGCUGACUACACAAUUGCUAUCGAUGUGUGGUCUGCGGGGUGUGUGAUGGCGGAGAUUCUGAUUGGACAGCCAAUAUUCCCGGGCGAGAGUGGGGUAGACCAACUGGUAGAGAUUAUAAAGGUUCUGGGUACCCCUACUAGGGAAGAGAUUCAGGCAAUGAACCCAACAUAUUCAGAGUUCAAGUUCCCACACAUCAAGGCCCACCCCUGGGCGAAAGUAUUCCAUCAAAUGACGCCGGAAACAGCGCUCGAUCUCGCCGCCAAGACGCUCACAUACCCCCCCGCACAACGCCUCAAAGCAAUUGAGGUGUGCCCGCAUCCGUUCUUUGAUGAACUCAGAGACCCCAACACCACACUCCCCGAUGGCCGCCCCUUGCCCCCAGGGCUGUUCGAGUUUAUCCCUGAAGAGUUGAAGGAUCUAUCACCAGAGCAGCAGGAGAAGCUCAUCCCAUCACACGCCCGGAAGGGAAGUACUCAUAGUGAUUUAGUCCAAUGAGUUCCCAGAAGUAGCCCAAUCUUUCAUGCCCCAUGCUUCAACACAGAGCGUAUAUAGAUAUAAAUAUAUAGUUGUAUAUAGCGUGUGAUCUAUAUAGAUCUAAAUACAAAUAUAUAUUCAUAUAUACAAUCAUAGAUACGUAUAUAUACAUAUAUAUAUAUAUAUAUAUAUAUAAUAAUAAAUAUACAUAGUGUGACAGGGAUGGGGACGUUGUUACAGUGGUACAUGGCGAGACGCUCUCUUGUCAGGGCCGUGUGUGUACGGGAAGGGGUAGUAAGGGGUCUGGGUGGCAGGAGACGGAAGUGCAAGGUGAGCAGGCACACUCUAGAUAUUAUAUAUAUAUAUAAACACUUUAUAUAUGUAUAUACGUAAUAGAAGAGAGAUAGUUUGGAUGAUAGGUUGCCAAUGAAGGAGAGUAUAUGGGUCUUACAGCGGCUGUUCAGUAAUUUCUAUUGUAUCAGCGGGAGCUUUCUGGAAGCUGCCGUCAUGGGGUCGGUCACUGCUCCGUGUUUUAAUAUGGUGAAGCGUUGGGCGCGAGUGAAUUGCUGGAGAGCAUUCCGGUGCGAAAGCUUGAAUCUGAGGAGAUGUGUGUAUACAGAGAUGUACAUAACCAGUAUCUGUGUGUCAGGUUAGGGGGCGUACACGUACGACUUUUAAAGGACCGUCGUUCAUCUGCACCGAGGGUGCUAAACCUAUCAUUUGGUAUACUCGAGUCCACUUAACGACGGCCAGAACUACGUGGCACAGGUUUCCUGGCUGUAGUAUGUGCAAAUGCGAAAGCAAGUACACUCAGGCGUGUGGGCUUGGUUAGUGUGUGCAGACUCAGGUCAAUGGAAGUGGGCACGCCGAUAGAUACGGCACCAUAUAUGGGACGGGCAACUCACAUAUGUAUAGUAUGUGUAUAUAUGUACAUUAAUAUACUCGUGUAUAUGGUAAAUGUACUAGUACGCUC